Tribolium madens (black flour beetle) is the source of this 1137-nucleotide messenger RNA. RefSeq names its product Krueppel homolog 2 (gene Kr-h2). Gene Ontology annotation, biological process: membrane organization; endoplasmic reticulum tubular network organization. Bases 183 to 965 code for a protein of 260 amino acids. The record is from RefSeq and is a predicted model, not a curated record. Gene Ontology annotation, cellular component: membrane; endoplasmic reticulum. NCBI's taxonomy places the organism in Eukaryota, Metazoa, Arthropoda, Insecta, Coleoptera, Tenebrionidae. The transcript has 5 exons.
AUGGAAACGUAAAUGUCACUAUGUCAUUGCGUGUUUACGAGCAAGUGAGAUAUGCACGUACCGUCUUUUUAGUCGUAAAAAUCAAACAUUAACAUUAUACGGACGUGCUAUUUUGCAAAAUUUGUUAAACAACUACGUGGCAUUGUAGCGUAAAUCAGUGGUGUUUUCCAAAUCUCGAAGAAAUGAGUGACAGUGCGGGGCCAUCGAGUAGUACAGAUCAAAGACAACGAGGGUUGAACGUAGAAGCUCUCAAACAACAUAUUCUCACUCAUAAAAUCGAUUGUGGUUUAUGGGCAAUUCGAGUUUUGACAAUUCUUUUCACUUGUGGCUACUUUUUGCCAAUUUUUGGGAGUGCUCAAAAUGCCUAUUAUAAGGCUCUCAUUGCGAAUGCUGCCAUCAAUGCCCUCAGGCUGCACCAGAGGCUGGGGAGGGUCAGGUUGAGUCGUGAAUUUGUCGCACAGUUGUUGAUGGAAGAUAGCUGCCAUUAUCUCUUCUAUUCCAUGAUUUUUAUCUAUGUGGCACCCUUGACUUUGGUUUUGUUGCCUGUUGUACUGUUUGCUAUUCUACAUUCGGCCAGUUAUUCACUGACGCUCCUUGAUACUUUGGGGCAAAAUUCCUGGUGGGGCGCUCGCCUUUUGAUAUCUUUGGUUGAAUUCCAGUCGCUGAAUAUUUUGAGACUAAUUGCGUUCACUGAGAUUAUUAUGAUGCCACUUACAGUACUUUUUGUCGCUAUGGGACGGGCUAGUCUACUGACACCUUUUAUCUAUUAUCACUUUUUAACUCAAAGAUACACAUCAAGACGUAACCCUUAUAAUAGAAACAUGUUUCACGAACUGCGAAUUUUGUUUGAGAAGACAGCAGCAAAGCCCACUUUACCAUCCUUUGUUAAAUCUAUUUUAUUGGGGAUUAUCAAUUUCACUGUUAAAUUGGCGCCCCCUCAAGCUCAAGCCCAGCAUCAACAGUGAGCUAACUCUUCGUGUAUCCUCAUUAUAUCAAAUGUUCGUGAUAUGGGUAAUUUUAACGCCUAGUAUUGAUUUGCACUUGUUUGGUCCAUGUUCAAGCAAUUUUUUGCACCAGUUUGAGGUAUGGUUGUAAAAUUUCGUCCGUUACUUUUUUUAUAUACUUUUAACCCAGGAA